ACCUUUUCGCCUCCAGUCGUUUACAGAUAAGCCUGCGGGAUGGACGAUUAUUAUUACAUUUUCUACGCGUGAUUCUGCGCCUGAGGCAGCCCGAUCGAUGCGAUGUGCUAUGGUGUUGAGUCAUUGUGAUAAACUCUGUGUGCUGUGAUAUGUUUGCCUUAUACUAGAUAUAGGCAUGAAUCUUUAUAUGCAGUGUCAUCGUGAGGUAAGCUGUGAACAGAAACCGUCUACUUCAUGUUAGUCCAUAGGAAAUAUUUUGAAAAUGACUUUCCGUUGUGUGCCCACGUUUCAAGCAGUUUCGAACGAUAGCAACGCCACAUGGGAGCGCCUCGGUGGCGGAGGGCUGGGUCUGGGCAGUGGAGGAUUCCGCGGCGGAGGUCAGCCCUCGCUAGCGGACUUCCAGCCGCCCUACUUCCCACCGCCCUUUGCACCGCCUGCGCAUCCCGCGACGCCGCAUCAGCAACAAAGCCAUGGCAUGGAUUAUGGAAGCAGUGGAGGUGGAGAAUAUGGUCAACACUACGCGCCUCAGCAAUUGCUGCCUCGUCACCACGGUCACCACGAGCCGCAUGGCCAUCUGCGCCACCAUCGUGAUCAUCAUGACAUACAUUCGCACCAUUUAUCGCACGGUGGCUUCAGCUAUAGCGGCAGUGAUCGGCGGUCGGAUUAUGGGGUCCGGGAACAGCAUGAGUUGGCGUUACAUCAUGCCCUGCACUCCACAGAUGAAACACAGAAUGCUGGCAUGGACGAUACCACGGGAUUCAUGACAGACUUACCCUUAUUAAAAUCGAUGAAAGGCCGCGAUGGCCUAAGCGCAGGGUCAUGUGCACCAAACGACGUGUUCUGCUCAGUGCCAGGACGCUUGUCACUUCUCUCCUCAACCAGCAAGUACAAAGUGACAGUCGCUGAGGUCCAACGAAGGCUAUCUCCCCCAGAGUGUCUCAACGCGUCCCUGUUAGGAGGAGUCUUACGGAGAGCAAAAAGCAAAAAUGGCGGGCGGUUAUUACGAGAGAAAUUAGAAAAAAUAGGCCUUAACCUACCAGCAGGGAGACGGAAAGCCGCAAACGUGACCCUGCUCACUUCAUUAGUAGAAGCUGAAGCAGUGCAUUUAGCCCGUGACUUCGGCUAUGUAUGUGAAACAGAGUUUCCUGCGCGGGCGUUAGCGGAAUACCUCGCGAGACAAUACGCAGAGCAUGACGCUAGACGAAGGCGGGACCUCUUGCAGGCCACGAAGCAGGUUGUCAAAGAAGUAAUGGACCUUCUAAACCAGGAUAGGUCUCCACUCUGCAAUACUCGGCCGCCGCAUCUCCUUGAACCGGCGAUACAGCGACAUCUAACGCAUUUCUCGCUCAUCUCGCACGGGUUUGGAGGACCGGCUAUUGUUGCAGCCCUCACUGCCAUACAGAAUUUCUUAAACGAGUCGUUGAAGCAUUUAGAUAAAUUAUAUCCUCAAAGCGGUAUGGUUUCGUCAUCGUUAGACAAAACUAAAAUGGACCCUGACAUCAAAAAGUAGCAGUGUGACGUCACCACAAGAAAGUAUUUGUGAAAUUACAACAUUAUAUAACGUGCCAAUGUCGAUAUUUUUAUGAUUAAAAUAACAUUAAAAUGCCUUUAUCUAAA
Molecule: messenger RNA, 1617 nt
Organism: Pieris napi
Lineage: Eukaryota; Metazoa; Arthropoda; Insecta; Lepidoptera; Pieridae
Gene: TfAP-2
Product: transcription factor AP-2-epsilon
Exons: 11
Coding region: 263-1510 (415 amino acids)
Biological process (GO): regulation of cell population proliferation; regulation of transcription by RNA polymerase II; anatomical structure development
Cellular component (GO): nucleus
Molecular function (GO): DNA-binding transcription factor activity, RNA polymerase II-specific; RNA polymerase II transcription regulatory region sequence-specific DNA binding
Source: RefSeq, a predicted model, not a curated record